CAACCCUGAACUUCAGCAGGCCAGCAGAGAGCAGGGAGGACGGUAUAUAGCCCGCCUAGCCCAAAGUGCCUGCUAGUGUCUCUGCUGAAAGAAGGCAAGGAGAGUGUGUGUGGCCGUGGUUCCCUUCGUGUUGUAAGCCCUUCAGGACCUUCCCAUCAGCCCCCUUAGUAACCUACCAAGAUGUCGUGCCCCUUCCUGUCUCGGCUGCCAGGCCAGUUUGUGAUGAACUACUGCAGGACUCUGGUGAGGCAGUACGGCGAGAUGUGCCCCGUGGUGACCAGCGUCCUGCCCUCACGCUCCUUCACCUCCCUCUCCUCCACCCAGGACCCCGAGGGCGAGAAGAAGUGUCCAUUCCUGCGCAGCAAUGGAGUGGUGAAGCAGGCGAGUCGUGAGGUGCAGGAGGAUGUGAUUGACCUCUCCACCAGGGAACAAGGCCCCACUGGACUAGAAGCAAAACCCAAAGACCAGACCAAAUGCCCUUUCUUAGCUUCCCAGAUCAACCCAGAUAAGAAAGACAUUGAGGUGGAAGAGGUGCAUUCAUUCCCGUACAAUGAGUUCUUCCAAAAGCAGAUCGCUCAGAAGAAAGCCGACCAUUCCUACCGUGUGUUCAAGAAGGUCAUCCGCCUGGCCGACCAGUUCCCCAAGGCCAAGGAGUACUCUUACGGCGAGAAGGAGGUCACUGUGUGGUGCUCCAACGAUUACCUGGGCAUGUCCCGCCACAAGGAGGUGAGGGCUGCCGUGCGCGCCUCCCUGGAGAUGCACGGGGCCGGCGCCGGGGGGACCAGGAACAUCUCUGGCAACACGGUGCUUCACGAGGCGCUGGAGGCCAAGCUUGCGUCCAUCCACCAGAAGGACGCGGCGCUGCUCUUCACCUCCUGCUACGUGGCCAACGACUCCACGCUGUACACGCUGGCCAAGGCACUGCCAGGCUGCCACAUCUUCUCCGACGAGGGCAACCACGCCUCCAUGAUUCAAGGGAUCCGCAACUCGGGCGCCCCCAAGCACAUAUUCCGCCACAACGACCCGAAACACCUGGAGGAGCUGCUGAAGUCGGUGGACGUCUCCAUCCCCAAGAUUGUGGCCUUCGAGACGGUGCACUCCAUGACAGGCGCUGUGUGUCCCCUGAGUGAGCUGUGUGAUGUGGCUCACAAUUACGGCGCCAUCACCUACGUGGACGAGGUGCACGCUGUUGGCUUGUACGGGGAGAAGGGCGCCGGGAUAGGGGACAGGGACGGCCUACAGCACAAGAUCGACAUAGUCUCCGGAACCUUAGGGAAGGCAUUUGGCAACAUUGGCGGCUACAUCUCCGGUGACGCAGCGCUGGUGGACAUGAUCAGGAGCUACGCCGCCGGCUUCAUCUUCACCACCUCCCUGCCGCCCACGGUGGUGUCAGGAGCCACGGCCGCCAUCUCCAUCCUGAGCGGGCCAGAGGGUCGGGCGCUGAGGACCAAGCACCAGGAGGUCGUGGGCUACCUGAGGACACUGCUGAUGGAGAAAGGCUUACCAGUGGAGCAUUGCCCCUCCCACAUACUGCCCAUACACGUUGGCGAUCCUCUACUAUGCACCAAGGUCUCGGAUGAACUGAUAAGAAAUUACGGCCACUACGUGCAAGCCAUCAACUACCCCACCGUGCCUCGAGGACAGGAGAAGCUGCGCAUUGCCCCCACGCCCAACCACACCAAGCCCAUGAUGGACCAGUUUGUGAAGGACCUCCUGGUGGUGUGGAAGGAGCUGGGGCUGCCGCUGGGGAACAAAAGCUGCCCGGAGGAGUGCAUGUUCUGCAAGAAGCCCUUACUGUUCAAGGCCCUGGAGUCCCGGGAGCCGUGCCGGACCGCCUGCGACAAACCGUACUGCCCCCAGCUGGCCGAGGUCUUCUAGCGAUGGGACCACCCUGGCCGGCACCCCAAGGGACAGCGCCAAGCACUGCCUCCUGGAAAUUGAUACUGAACGUUACCUUCACGGAAACUGCCACCAGACAUAAUUGAUGUUUUAGGGAAGAAAUCUGGUUUAAAUUAAUGUUGAAUUCAAGCAUCACUUGAGAUAAAUAAAUACCUGUGAUUUUCUCCAAGACAGUGAAAUGCAAACCCAUGAUAUUAAUAAUAUAUACGCAAAAUAAUAUAUAUAAUUGCACAGCAUAGUAUAUCAGAGUAUUUUUGCCCUAUCAUGUAUAAUAAAGUUUAGGUGCAGCAAUCAA
Eriocheir sinensis (Chinese mitten crab) is the source of this 2194-nucleotide messenger RNA. It is a transcript of the gene Alas, whose product is annotated as 5-aminolevulinate synthase, erythroid-specific, mitochondrial-like. The transcript has 11 exons. The record is from RefSeq and is a predicted model, not a curated record. Bases 181 to 1878 code for a protein of 565 amino acids. Lineage: Eukaryota; Metazoa; Arthropoda; Malacostraca; Decapoda; Varunidae. Gene Ontology annotation, molecular function: 5-aminolevulinate synthase activity; pyridoxal phosphate binding. Gene Ontology annotation, cellular component: mitochondrion. Gene Ontology annotation, biological process: heme biosynthetic process; erythrocyte development; hemoglobin biosynthetic process.